CUUCCAUUAGAAGAUUUGCAUUCAGAGCUGCAGAAAACCCCUGACAGCGACUCUGACAGCGGCCAGGGCAGCUGUGAAACAGCCUCUCCAGGUCACUUCAGCAAGGAGCUGGCGUCUCUGGAGGACAGAGAUUCAGAGGAAGAGAUUUUUGUACGUAAAAAAGCAAAAAGCAAGAAGGUCCUUGAGGACAGUGAGAGUGAAGAUGGAGAGGAUGGUGGCUCUGUUGUGCACAAUGAUAUUCCAGGUGGAGAUGAGGAAAAUGGAGAGGAAAAAGAGAACAUUACUGCCCAGAGGAACAAGAAACCUCAUCGGAUUUGCCAAGGUCUGCUCGAUAGUGAUGACAGUGACACUGGUGACCGAUUGCAGGCUGAAAACCUUGAGACAAGCAGAAAGUCUGAGAAUCAGUUGGAAGAGGAGAGACCCCUAAAAUCUGGGAAAAAGUACAGAAAACGUAAACAACAUAAACGUGAUUUUGAAGAAGAGACAGUAAAAAAAGCUGGAGAGGGAAAAUCAAGAAGAAGAAAAGAGAAGGAGAGAAUAAUUGAGUCCAUUAAAGAGCUGAAAAAAGAAAAGCCUAGAGCAGAGCAGGUAGAUGGUGGUGAGAGGUAUCCUUUUAAUGACAGUGGAUGUCUUCUUAAUGACAAAGAACUUUUUGACAAUGGCUUAGAAGAGGAAAACGAUUACCCCCCAGAGGAUGAGGAGUCGAUAGAAUCGAUACGAGCAGCAGUGAAAAACAAGAUUAAAAAAUAUAAGAACAAAGAACGGUUUUCUGAGGGUGAAGGCUACAAACAUGGAUUUGAUGAUGAGAAUGAGGAACCUGUUUUAAAAGAACCAAAAAGGAAGGAGCGGAAAGCAGCAAGGUUAAGUAAAGAAGCCAUUAAACAACUACAUAGUGAGACCCAACGACUUAUUAGAGAAUCAUCUGUGUCUCUCCCAUAUCAUGUGCCUGAGACCAAAAGCAUUCAUGACUUCUUCAGGCGUCGACCUCGACCAGUAUGUCAGGGAAAUGCCAUGGCAUUGCUGAAGUCCACUAAAUACCAGCUGUCCCUAAAUGAAGAAUCUGCAGACACUAAGAGCUUGAGCACAGAUUGCAAAGAUGGGAGAAUAGAAAGUGAUCAAUCAGCAUCUAAUGAACCAGAAACAAGCCCUGGCAGAGAUGAUGAUACCACUGUGAACAAGCCUCCUGCUGAUGCAGGGAAGAACUCGACAGAAGACUUUGCUGAAAAGCCCAGGCAGGACAGUGAUGAUUCUCAUGCAGUUGGGACUGUAACAACUGAUAAUCAUACAGAAGAACAGCAGCACUCUAACCUCCUAAGCACUGAUUGCAGUGAACAAAAAGAGAAUGAAAUUCCUCUGGCAAUCGGAGGAGAUGCCCUUGAGCAAAGAGGUGAAACAGCACCAGCUUUACAAUGUGAAAAAAGCAAUCAGCAGGUGGGGCCUGGCUUGGAGGCACAGCCUGACAAAGUGAGGAAGUCCAAGUUGGAUAAACUUCGUGAACUGGGAAUAGAUCUGUCCGUCAAGCCAAGAAUCUGCUCUGGUGAUGAAUCCUUUAUAAACCUCGAUGAGUCUGAUUCAAACAAAGAAUUAGAAGCCUUGAAAGCACGUUUCUUGAAGCACACCCUUCGAACGACAAACUCCAAAGCUGAACGGACCAUAAACAUGAACAUUAUUCGUAAGGAGACUACACCUGAAGGCAAAGAGGAGCUGAAAGCAGAUGUGGUACCAGCAGUGUUAGCUGCAGAGAGCCUGGAUGAAACAGCCCAUGCCAAGCCAGGUGAAAAGCUACAACUGCUGAAGGCUAAACUCCAGGAGGCCAUGAAACUCCGCAGGACUGAGGAACGCCAGAAGCGGCAAGCUUUGUUUAAACUGGAUAAUGAGGAAAUGUUGGAGGAGGAGGAGGAAGAGGAAGAGGAGGAAGAGAUGACAGAUGAAUCUGAGGAAGAAGAAGAAAGCAAUCAUGAGCAUAUGGAAUUUCUGCUUGAUGAAGCAGAGGAAGAUAAUGAAGAUAUAGAAGAGAAACAAGUUGAAGAUGGUGAUAAAGAAACGGACAAAGAAUCAGUUGAUGGAGAAAAGCUGGAGAAAUCUGUACGCAGUGAUUCUGUUCCCAAACCAGCUUCAACAGAGUCUACAUUGAUGCUUUUUAAGGACAGCUCCUCAAAAAUGGGAUACUCUCUUCCUGAUGAGAAACUUGAAAUGGAAGAAGCUGCAGACAAAGGACCUAGCAAGUUAGAGGAUGAUGAUUCAUUUUCUCUACCAACACUAGCAAAAGAGAAUAGCCACAACAGCAGCUUUGAGUUGAUUGGCUCCAUGAUUCCAUCGUAUCAGCCCUGUAACAAGCAGAUGUCACGUGGAGGCAACUUUUUAUCUGCAGCAGGAGGUUUCAGGUCACCUUCCCCAGGUUUUUUCAAAACAAGCUUUGUCAGCUCUGCUUCCAAG
This is a messenger RNA of Antrostomus carolinensis (chuck-will's-widow), 2436 nucleotides long. Its product is annotated as claspin. The record is from RefSeq and is a predicted model, not a curated record. NCBI's taxonomy places the organism in Eukaryota, Metazoa, Chordata, Aves, Caprimulgiformes, Caprimulgidae. The annotation marks the transcript as partial. The transcript is spliced from 13 exons. Gene Ontology annotation, biological process: activation of protein kinase activity; mitotic G2 DNA damage checkpoint signaling; mitotic DNA replication checkpoint signaling. Gene Ontology annotation, molecular function: anaphase-promoting complex binding.